Rhopalosiphum padi (bird cherry-oat aphid) is the source of this 997-nucleotide messenger RNA. RefSeq names its product protein SYS1 homolog (gene Sys1). The record is from RefSeq and is a predicted model, not a curated record. The transcript has 5 exons. Gene Ontology annotation, biological process: Golgi to endosome transport; protein localization to Golgi apparatus; Golgi to plasma membrane protein transport. Gene Ontology annotation, cellular component: Golgi membrane; trans-Golgi network. Bases 353 to 922 code for a protein of 189 amino acids. Lineage: Eukaryota; Metazoa; Arthropoda; Insecta; Hemiptera; Aphididae.
UAUCAACAAACCUUGCACUACGAACGGUCCACAAGUUGUAGACACAACACUUUCGUCUUAUAAUAGUUAAAAGUGUUAAUAUUAUACGAUAGUUCUUUACACUUCUGGUUUCAGCGAUUGGAAUUUGGAUGUUGUUGUUACAAAAUAGAAAAAAUUAAAAAUUAUACUAUGUCCAUUACUGUUACAUCUAUUCUGUGCUUCAGCCAUCUGUAAGUCUUGACGAGGUUUGACAAGAUGUAAAUUUCCUCAAUCUGGUCGGUUUCAACACUUUGAACAACUGAAACAAGCAACGAUCCAUCAAAAUCAGUGUUUAACCUAUUGCAUCGUACAGCUUACACGGACAAUUGUAUUUAUGAGGACGUUUCAUUUUCCAACCAUGUCCAUAUCACUGUGGUCGAUACUGAAUAGAUUUAACACCGAUAAAUCUGCAUCGUACAGCCGCCUAUCGACUGGCACUGGACACUUUCGUAUCACUGUUUGGGACCCCGUGUUGAUUGUUGCUCAAAUAGUGUCUGUCCAAUGUCUUUACUACUUCACCAUGUGUGUUUGGAUCACUAUUAUCAGCUAUGUGGUUGGCACUUCAAGAUCAUUGGAUAUCAUAUUUGAAUUUAAAGAAUUGAGUAAGGUUAACAGUGAAAAAUUUGUUAUUGCUGUUUUUGCAUUGAAUGCACUUAGUGGGGCUACAUUCAUUUGGCGUGUUGUUGAACGAUAUCGAUUGUGUUUAGAUUUUUCUUGUACAAUACACACCAUACACUUGGCAGCUUGUAUGUGGUAUAACAGGACACUGCCUACUCCAUAUUGGUGGUUACUAAAUGCUUCGUGUGCAGCAAUCACUUGUAUAUGCGCUGAAUUUCUGUGCAUGCGGACAGAAUUAAACACUAUACCUGUAAAUAGUGGACAAACGCCAAAAGUUGAUUUGUAAAUAUUGAUUUUUAAAUAACUAAAAACGCUUAGGAUAAAUUUAAAAAAUAUUAACAUGUUAUUUAUUGCAAAGUCA